GUACAAAUUAAUUGUCAUCAGUCAUGUGAAAUAAUCAGGCAGAUGCCAAAAUACAUCAUUUAUAUUCUAACAGAAAGGAAAAGCAACUUAUUGAAGAAUGUAUUAUUGAAGAUCAGAUGCAGUCUUAGUUGGGAAUGUACCAGUAAUCACAGUUUUCAAGACAAACUUGAGUAAACAUCAGGGGCGUAACGACUCAUCCACUGCAUCGAUGAAUCGAUUUAUUUUCCUAUGAUCUAACUACAACGAUCUUUGCUCGGCAAGUUGGCCUUCCAGACAAUAUUCAUCGAUCUAAUAUCAUUUUAAAAGGUAAUCAAUCGACUGUAUCGAUACUAGGAGGUAACGCAUUGGAUUAAGUGCGUCAGACUUUAUAUUGAUGUGUGUUUCUUAGCACUUUUAAUAAUAAAGGCGUUAAACAUUACCCGAUUCAGUCUGCCUGUCUGUGACGUCAUCGUCACGCGCAAAUCAAAACAUAGCAUGAUGGCGGAGGAGAAGCCUGUGAGCGGGAAAUUUUCAAACCAGCAUCACGGUCCAGUGUGUGGAAACAAUUUGAAUUUUGCAAAGACGGAGAUGUCCUAAAUAAGUCACCUCCCUCCUAAUGGCGGCCCGCCACUCCUAAAUGAAUGUAGAGGAAACACUGAUCAAUGAAGCAGAUCAACCAAGAAGAGGAACAACAAGAGAAAUGUCAAAAUGUCAAAGAGCAGCUGGAAACCAACAACACAGAGAACAGCAGCAGCUCAGUCACUCUGGAGACGUCAGGAGACGUCACUGUGGUGGUUAAUGACAACUACAAGUUUAUCUGUCUGAGAAACGAGUCUGAUCAGGACAAACCACUGGGAGGACGUCAGUUAAAAGUCCAGAUCAACAAUAGUGAACCCAUCACAUACACAUUUGAUCCAUCAGUGGAACUCAAGGCUGGAAAGUCUGUUACUUUAUACGGUCCAGGCUAUGACGAGAGUUUUACUAUCUCUGCUGACCUGGUGUGGAAGGACCUGAAGUCCUGGAAGUCUGGAGACAGAGUCCAGGUCUCUCUGCAGUGAAAUAGUUCCCAGUUGAACUCCCUCAAUAAAGUUCAGUAAUCCAGCAAACAGCAACAUUAUAGAUGAUA
This is a messenger RNA of Mugil cephalus (flathead mullet), 1105 nucleotides long. Its product is annotated as lamin-A-like. NCBI's taxonomy places the organism in Eukaryota, Metazoa, Chordata, Actinopteri, Mugiliformes, Mugilidae. The record is from RefSeq and is a predicted model, not a curated record. Bases 642 to 1037 code for a protein of 131 amino acids. The transcript has 5 exons.